This is a messenger RNA of Penicillium maclennaniae, 3090 nucleotides long. RefSeq names its product putative serine/threonine protein kinase Kin1 (gene kin1). Gene Ontology annotation, molecular function: tau-protein kinase activity; protein serine/threonine kinase activity; ATP binding. The coding region runs from base 1 to 3090 and encodes 1029 amino acids. The record is from RefSeq and is a predicted model, not a curated record. Gene Ontology annotation, cellular component: cytoplasm. Gene Ontology annotation, biological process: protein phosphorylation; microtubule cytoskeleton organization; intracellular signal transduction. The transcript is spliced from 4 exons. NCBI's taxonomy places the organism in Eukaryota, Fungi, Ascomycota, Eurotiomycetes, Eurotiales, Aspergillaceae.
AUGUCGGCCCCGGCUCCAGCGUCGACUUCGCCGACGGUCGUGCGCAGUCAUUCAACAUCUUCCCGUCCUCCCCGGCCUGCUCAGACCGAUCUCCCCCAUCGCACACGCAGUGUGGCGGUCCGAUCGUCCAACUCGUCCCAGCCCCCUCCACAGAAUCAGUAUUCACACUCGAAAACCCCUUCUCAUGACCGCCGCCCGCCUUCCAACUACGCUGCGCUCGAAAGCGUAGCCCGUCGGGACUUCGAGGCUUCCAAUGUUGCUAGGAUUCCGUCGCGUCGUGAUCCUUCCUCUGAGCGCUCGCAGGAACGCCCAUCAACCGCGACCCGGGCCGAAUCCACCCGACGACACCAAAGAAAUCCCUCAACACAAUCUCAUCAGCGAGAAAGAAGUGAUAUGACUGGGACAGUUGCGCCGGAUCGUGCUGCUGACUCGUCGCAGCAUGCGACCGAAACGCAUCAGGACCCCGACCGCUGCAGCACAGCCCCGGCGCCGUACAACAAUCACGACGCCGACAGGCCAGUGGGCCCUGGGAAAGACGAUUGGUGCGGGCAGCAUGGGUCGCUGUCAAGAUCGUCCCGAGACUUUCAACCGAGGAGCACCGCAAUAGUCGCGAAUCCGAGAAGGGCGGAUCGCUCAAAGGAAAUUCGAACGGCUCGAGAAGCAGCUAUCGUCAGCCUCACUAGCCAUCCUUAUAUCUGCGGCAUGCGAGAUGUGGUGCGAACUACCUAUCAUUGGUACAUGCUCUUUGAAUAUGUCAACGGAGGUCAAAUGCUGGAUUACAUCAUCUCUCACGGCAAAUUGAAGGAGAAGCAGGCCCGCAAGUUCGCCCGCCAGAUUGCCAGCGCGCUAGAUUACUGCCACCGAAACAGCAUUGUCCACCGAGACUUGAAGAUCGAAAACAUCCUGAUCAGCAAGACAGGUGAUAUCAAAAUCAUCGACUUUGGUCUCAGCAAUCUGUUUUUCGCCGAGAAGCCUUCUGAAGACGUUCUGUGGCAGUCUUAUACUGGCCCUGAAGUAGAUGUUUGGAGUUUCGGAAUUGUGCUCUACGUUCUAGUUUGCGGCAAGGUGCCCUUCGACGACCAGAGCAUGCCUCAGCUGCAUGCCAAGAUCAAGAAGGGUGUUGUGGAGUACCCACCGGGUCUCUCGACAGAAUGUCGCCACAUCAUCUCGCGCAUGCUUGUUACGGAUCCCAAGCAGCGUGCCAGCUUGAACGAAAUUAUGAACCACCCCUGGAUGAACAAGGGCUUCAGCGCACCACCAGAGAAUUUCCUUCCCCACAGAGAGCCUCUACAGCUCCCACUGGACCAGGAGGUGAUCGAAAAAAUGACGGGCUUUGAUUUCGGCCCCCCGGAAUAUAUCACGGCCCAAUUGACCAAGACAUUGGAAUCGGAGGAAUAUCGAAACGCUGUGCGAAACAACCACCGUGAACAGCCCGUUUUCAGCCAAGCCGAGAAAAAGCGCGGCGUCUUUGACUUCUACAAGCGCCGCAACUCUGCCGCUAGUCGCGAUACACUAUCAGCACCCUCGAUGGAGGCAAUUCAGCUGGGCAAUGACCCCUUGAAUGCAUAUAGCCCUCUGGUCUCCAUUUAUCAUCUCGUCAAAGAAAAGAUCGAUCGUGAGCGCGCCGACGCUCGACCGGGUGCCCUUGGCAUUCGUCCCACUACCGCCGAUGUUCAUGUAUCUGAGUUGUCUGCUCCGACCGCUCCUGAGGCUGCUCACACCAAUCAGUAUCAACUCCCGGGAGACAAGGACACUGGUCGCCGGUCUCGCCCGCGGGCCCGGACCCACGGUGAAGAUGAAGUCACUGAGGGCAUGAAGCACCUUCAUACUUCGUCGCCUUCUACGCACGCAAUGCCAAUUUCCUCGCAACCCGAGACUCCCGCAAAGAAGGAGAGCGCUGCUGCCGGUCUUUUGAGACGCUUCAGCACUCGCAGAACUAAGGAUCGCAGUCGUGAACACGAACGAGAGCGCACCAGUACCCCCAACACUCCAAUCUUGCAUGUUCAACCCCCUGCCGACUCGGCUUCUCCCCUCCACCGAGGUUUCAGUGUGCGACGAACCCGACGGGCCGAGCCGUCCCCCGGCUCUAUUCCUACUGGGGGGAGCCAGCCGCAACAAGAGUUCCUUGCUGCUCCUGGUUCCACCGACCAGACUUCCUCUUCAAACAAGUUUUUGGGCCGAUCCACCAGUGUCAACUCCGCUGACUACCGACCCCGGAGAGCAGCUCGCAGGAGCGAUGUUGAUACGCUGGAUGCAGAGCAUCAACCCCCUUCAACCAGCGGGUCCGACCAGGUUGCGCCCAAGGAGACCAUUCCUGGGACUGGUGGCCGUACGCACACAGCCCGAACCAUGUCGCUAGGUCAUGCUCGCCGUGAAAGUAUUCAAGCUCGUCGUCAACGACGGGAGGCGGCUCGGGAAGCAAAUGUCCCAGAAGAGACCGAUGCGGACAUCUCUGGGGCAGGAACCGCAUUGGAAAGUGCAAACGAAGGUGAAGAUUUGUCCAAGCCAGUUUACCUCAAGGGCCUCUUCAGUGUUUCCACGACCAGCAGCAAGCCCUUGCCCCUUAUUCGGGCCGACAUCAUCCGCGUGCUUAAACAACUAGCGGUGGACUAUGUCGAGAUCAAAGGCGGUUUCAGCUGCCUCCAUGCCCCAAGCAUUGACCUAGAGAAGGUGGUUGAUAUGAGCCCACCCAGUCCGGAUCGACAGGGACAGAUUUCUCACCGCCGGAGAAUCAGCUUUGGCGGACUUCUCGGGCAGGAUGACAGCCGGGAUGACAGCCGUUCGACUCAGAACAGAUCUCAACGCCGCAGCCAGGCCGCGCCAGAUCACAGCUUCACUACGAACUCGGAUGGUUCUGAGGAAUAUGUUGCCCGGGAACAUAAUCAGAGCGCUGUUGGCGACCGAGUGGUUGGAGAGACCACCACUCGCGUCCAAAGCGACACCGGAGAGAACCUGGUGCUUCGAUUUGAAAUUCUCAUUGUGAAGGUCCCCCUCUUUUCAUUGCAUGGCAUCCAGUUCAAGAAGGUCUCAGGUGGCAUGUGGCAGUACCGAGAGAUGGCAAAGAAGAUCCUCGAUGCCCUACGCCUAUGA